This is a messenger RNA of Sphaeroforma arctica JP610, 634 nucleotides long. The record is from the annotation of a RefSeq genome assembly. NCBI's taxonomy places the organism in Eukaryota, Ichthyosporea, Ichthyophonida.
AUGAAAAUUGAGAAAUGGGAUUCUGCAGCAACAAGCACAACCUCCAGGAGUCCCCUGGAUACAAACCCACCAGCGCAGGUGGGGACAUCCGAGUGCGACUCAACUGCAGCCACGCACAAACCAAUCAGUGCGCGCCACGGCGUAGCGCUAUUCAAUCUGUACGGCACAACGGAACUGUCGGUAUGGGCUAUGAGUCAUCGUGUAGGUACUUUGGUAGGUAUGAGCCGUAGACCGAACGAGCGCCCACGGCCUGCCAGUCUGGUAACGGCGACCGACGCUACAACAGCACCCCCCGGAACACCUACAAAGGCGAAUGGACUGCAGUUGAUGGCAGGGGCUGCGCAUUGCGGACGACUGACCUGUCGCACUUACGCCGAGGAUUCGUUUCCUCUGGGAAAGGCCUUGCCGUCGGUGGAGGUGAAGGUAAACCCGACUGUGGUGCAGGAUAAGAGUGAGCAGGAGAUAUAUAUUGGCGGGCUGGCGCGCGUGUGUGAUAUCCAGGGAAUGCCGUACGGUGAAUUCCGGAGAUCGGGCGAUAUCACGCAUGUGUGUGAGUGUGGGCGUUGGUGGUAUGUGGGACGGACCAACGGACAGUUCAAACGCCACGGUCACCGUCUGCACUAUGCACAAAUAG